Molecule: messenger RNA, 2014 nt
Organism: Ficedula albicollis (Collared flycatcher)
Lineage: Eukaryota; Metazoa; Chordata; Aves; Passeriformes; Muscicapidae
Product: zinc finger protein 530-like
Biological process (GO): regulation of DNA-templated transcription
Molecular function (GO): DNA-binding transcription factor activity, RNA polymerase II-specific; RNA polymerase II cis-regulatory region sequence-specific DNA binding
Source: RefSeq, a predicted model, not a curated record
AUGGAAGAGGAGGAAAACCUCCGGAGAUCCCUUACGAGGAGGAGCUACAAACCCAGUGCAGGGAGCUGCAAGGAGCAAAGACUCUCCCUAAGCCAGAAAGGUGGUCGGAGGUUCAGGCAGAGCUCAGAGCUGGUGGAGAAGCCUCAUGGAGGGGAGAAGCCCCACAAGUGCUUGGAAUAUGGGAAGGGUUUCAGCUACAGCUCCUGGCUGAUCCAGCACCAGAGGAUCCACACUGGGGAGAAGCCCUACGAGUGUGGGAAGUACAAGAAGAGCUUCAGUGACAUCUCCUUACUGAUGCGGCACCAGCUGAUCCACACUGGGGAAAAGCCCUACACCUGCUUGGAAUGUGGGAAGAGCUUUGGGCUGCUCUCCAACCUGAGAAGUCACCAGCACAUCCACACUGGGGAGAGGCCCUAUGAGUGUCCUGAGUGUGGGAAGAAGUUUCAGACCAGCUCCGAUCUCCUCCUACACGAGCAGAUUCACACGGAUGAGAGGCCCUUCCGCUACCACGACUGCGGGAAGGGAUUCAAGCGCAACUCCGACCUCGCCAGACACCAGCGCAUCCACACUGGGGAGAGGCCCUACGAGUGUCCUGAGUGUGGGAAGAGCUUCUCACUGAGAGGUCAUUUGACCCGACACCAAUGGAGGCACCGAGGGGAGAAGUCCCACAAGUGCUUGGAAUGUGGGAAGGAUUUCAGCUGCAGCUCUGACCUGAUCCGACACCAGAGGAGCCACACUGGGGAGAAGCCCUACGCAUGUGGGAAAUGUGGGAAAAGCUUCAGCACCUUCUCCAACCUCAUGCAGCACCAAGUGAUCCACACAGGGGAACGGCCCUACACUUGCUUCAAAUGUGGGAAGAGCUUUGGGUGGAGCUCUCACCUUAGAAGACACCAGCUCAUCCACACCGGGGAGAGGGCCUACAAGUGUCCUGUGUGUGGGAAGACGUUUCAGACCAGCUCCCAUCUCCUCCUACAUGAGCGGAUUCACACGGAUGAGAGGCCCUUCCGCUGCCACGACUGCAGGAAAGGAUUCAAGCGUAACUCACAUCUCAUCAGACACCUGCGCAUCCACACUGGGGAGAGGCCCUAUGUGUGUCCUGAGUGUGGGAAGAGCUUCUCACAGAGCUCUAACUUGACCCAACACCAACGGGCCACUGCUAAGGGAGGCCCUGUGAGUGCCCCAGGUGUGGUAAGAGCUUUGUGCUCUGCUCCAUCUCCAUUCCCCAUGGGAGGAUCGGUGUUGGAUUAUCCCCAGUGACCCCCGUUGGGCAGAGCCCUGGUGAUCUGUAGUCGUCGUGAUCUGUGUUGGGAAGACACCUGCCUGGGGGGGCUCUGCAUCAUCCUGUCUCCCUCUGGGCACCUGGAUGAAUGGAGGGGCAGGAACAUCCAUUGGGAGGCAAACCAACAUUGCGAAUUCCUUGGGGAGAACGGAUCUUUUGACUUUCAACCCCAGAAAAUUUUCUUUGCUCCUGUUUUCUGGUGGCAUCCAGGAAUACUGAAUCAUCUUGGAGGUAUUUUUCAACCUCGGUGAUUCCAGGAUUUUGAUUUUCUGUUACUAAAGUGUGUCUUCCACAGCAAAAUGGUGAUGGAUUGGAGAAAAGACCAAGAUUUUGGAGACACUGGGCUGGAAAUACCUCCAGAAAAGGUUCUUCCCUCCCUCCCAAGUACGUGGAUUGAUUUGUUUUUGAUUUCUCUUCUUCCCUUUAUAAAAUCCAACACUAAAAUUGGAAGACUCUGAACUAAGAUAUGGGUGGGAACAUGUGCGGACAGAGACAUGGUGGGACACAGACAUGGAGAGUGACAUGGGGUCACAUGGACAUGUAGGGGAAUGUGGCCGUUUGUGGUGACAUGAGGGGACAUGGGCAUGGAUGGAGACGAGGGGGAAAAUGACAGGGAUGGAAACAUGGUGGGGACACUGCCAUGAGUGAGGACACGGUGGGACAUGGCCAGUGACAUGUGGGGACAUGGCCACGACCGGUGCCGUGGGGGGAACUUGCGGGGGGUGUGGGGGAUGC